Molecule: messenger RNA, 1527 nt
Organism: Phalaenopsis equestris
Lineage: Eukaryota; Viridiplantae; Streptophyta; Magnoliopsida; Asparagales; Orchidaceae
Product: probable ethanolamine kinase
Exons: 11
Coding region: 68-1351 (427 amino acids)
Biological process (GO): phosphatidylcholine biosynthetic process; phosphatidylethanolamine biosynthetic process
Cellular component (GO): cytoplasm
Molecular function (GO): choline kinase activity; ethanolamine kinase activity
Source: RefSeq, a predicted model, not a curated record
ACGCGUGAGAUGCUGAAGAAGAACGACGCGCGCCGAAGUCCGAAGCCAAAUCACCGGCCAAACCCCCAUGUGUUGCCGUGUUGAGGUGCAUAAAGCGGCAUUGAGGAAGGUUGCGAGAGAUUGCUCGGAGAGAGAGAGAGAGAGAGAGAGAGAGAGAGAGAGAGCUAUGGAGGCGGAGGAGGAGAGCUUGAAUAUUUCUGCUGUCGUUAAGGAGGCACUUUGCAGCGACGGUGGAGGAAGGAGUAACGGGAACGAUGAGGACGUGGCGUCCUCAAUCCCUUCGUCUUCGAUUUCCAUAGACAUAUCCCUUCCAGUUCCUGAGAUGAAGCCUGGGAUUGUCGACUUAUGCAAGGAUCUUUUUAGAAAAUGGUCAUCUCUGGACAAUUCACAUUUUUCAGUUGAGAGAGUUUCUGGCGGCAUAACAAACCUCUUGCUGAAGGUUGCUGUAAAAGAAGCCAGUUCAGAUUAUGUUUAUCUGACUGUUAGGUUGUAUGGGCCAAAUACUGAUUUAGUUAUUGACCGCAAACGAGAGUUGCAGGGCCUACCAUUUAUAUCAGCUGCUGGCUUUGGUGCUGAAUUGCUAGGAUUAUUUGCAAAUGGCAUGGUCCAAUCAUUCAUUAAUGCUCGUACUCUCGAACCAUCAGAUAUGAGCGAGCCCAAAAUAUCUGCUGAAAUAGCUAGUCAACUCCGCAAGUUUCACCAGGUGGAAGUAGUAGGUUCGAAAGAACCACAGCUGUGGAGCGAUAUCUUUAAGUUCUUUAAACAAGCUGAGGCACUAGAGUUUGAUGAAAAGAAGCAACAGGACAAGUAUAAAACCAUUUCUUUCAAAGAAAUCCAUGCUGAAUUGAAUUCACUUAAGGAUCUAACUGACCAAUUAGAUGCCCCUGUGGUUUUCGCUCACAACGAUUUACUCUCUGGUAAUUUGAUGCGGAAUGACAAAGAAGAUAAACUCUACCUCAUUGAUUUUGAAUACGGUUCAUACAGCUACAGAGGCUAUGAUAUUGCAAACCACUUCAAUGAAUAUGCCGGCUAUGAAUGCGACUAUAGUUUGUAUCCUGCCAGAGAAGCUCAAUAUCAUUUCUUCAGGAAUUAUCUCGAGCCGGAGAGGCCAAAUGAGGUUGAUAACGGGGCCGUUGAAGCCCUCUACAUUGAAACUAAUACCUUUAGGUUGGCAUCUCACCUUUACUGGGCUCUGUGGGCUAUUAUCCAGGCCAAAGUAUCACCAAUUGAUUUUGAUUACCUCUCCUACUUCUUUCUGCGCUACGACGAAUAUAAGAAGCGGAAGGAAGCGUCCUUUUCCAUGGCGAAGGAAUACAUCUCUGGUGGUUUGAUCAAUGGUUCCGAUCUUUAGAUCUUUUUUCUUUGUGGUUUUAGAGUAGUGUAAAUAGGAUUGCAGUGUAUUCUGAAUAUUUAGAUGUUUCUGUUUGGUUAGAUGCAUGCGUAGCAAAGUAAAAAACAAUGUAUUAUAAAUACUUAUGAGCCGUUUGAUUGAAUAAGUUGAAUGCAUAAAUUUUUUUUUCUUGUUAA